This is a messenger RNA of Annulohypoxylon maeteangense, 780 nucleotides long. RefSeq lists its product as uncharacterized. The coding region runs from base 1 to 780 and encodes 259 amino acids. Lineage: Eukaryota; Fungi; Ascomycota; Sordariomycetes; Xylariales; Hypoxylaceae. The transcript has a single exon. The record is from RefSeq and is a predicted model, not a curated record.
AUGGGAUCUCAACACAAGAAGACAAGCAGAGAUCUCAUUCAGACUCGUCCUAGCACAGAUCGCUCUCGGAAUAUCUUUGCGACUAAGAACAGUUCUGAAAACCACGGAGAAGCAAAAGAUACAGAAUCCAAAAUGAGUGGAUCGGAAAGCCAGCCGUGCACCUUCGCAGACGUCGCAGUCUCUUAUCGCGUCUAUAUACUCGAUGACCUCCUUGCAGAGCCUCAGGAGAUUGUCCACGACUGGAGCCGGAACCUGCUUUACAUAAGCCAACGUCACAGGCAGGGCAAUAAUUUUGCCCCUAUCGAACUAUCUCAUGAAAUCUCCAUCUUCGAUAUUUCCAUUGGCGACAUUACUUCCACGAUCGACAUAAGCCCGUACACCGGCCCGCAUUGUAUGGAAUUGGACGCAGCGUGCUCUUACAUUCACGUUCACGUCGAUGGGGGAACCAUUUGGAUUGAUCCCGAGUCAAGACUAGUUACAAACUUCGAACCAGCGCAGAAAAGGAGACGCGAGGGGAGAACAAGCGAGGAUUUUAUUGCCGAAAUCGACCUCAGGUCUGGAAAGAUGCGCCAGAGAGUCAAUGUCCCGGAGGGCGACAGACAUUCUAGCGAUGGACGCCACGUCACCUUUUCUGCCCCUGCAAUUAGAUUCGCAAGUAGAUCGUCUAGCAGUGGACUUCCAGUGGUGGAUGUUGCUAGCGAUCCAGUCAUCGACGCCAUCAGAGCUAAAUUCCCUGUUCGGACCAUCUACGUCACAUCUCGGAAUAUUAUGUUGGUUUAA